AUGAAUGUACCCCUAACCAUCGAAGAUGCCAUCACAGUCACCAAGGCCCUCGAUUUCCAAUAUCUUUGGGUCGAUCAAUAUUGUAUCGAUCAGGGAGACCCAAAGGACAAACACGGGCAGAUCCAACAGAUGGAUCGUACAUACAAAUGCGCCGCUCUGACCAUUAUUGCUGCCGCUGGAGAUGGUUGCAACUAUGGCCUGCCAGGGGUGUCAGCCUGCCGCCGGGAUGUUCUGGACCUCUUUGUGGUCGAUGAUGUCUUUACCUUUGGGAUUCAUCCUCAGGAGGACCGUCAAUAUUGGAAGAGGGGGAGGUGGCAUACCCGCGGGUGGACUUUCCAAGAGGCUCUCCUUUCAAGAAGGCGGCUGGUCUUUUCGGAUACUGCCAUGUACUACGAGUGCAUGGGCUACACCGACGGAGCAUGGCAGAGUGAACUGUUCGGAGGCGUUGACCGUGCUAGGGCCGACGGUGCCGGUGUUCAGUCUGUUGUCGGUUCGAAUACAUUGUCGAAUCUGGUUGACCUUGGUGAAGACAAUUUUGAGCCGGUGAGCCACAAGGGUCUUUUGGAGUCAUUUCUUACCUACAUCAGCCUGGUGACUCAGUACACCACGAGAAGCUUGUCACACGACAGCGACGCACUUGACGCCUUUCGUGGCGCGGCCAAUGCACUGCAACAUUUCGACCAUCCGGUUUAUAGUAUCAGCGGCAUUCCUUUUGUUGUGCCGGAUCAGGCUGGGGCAGAAGAUAGCUUGGUCGAAAACAGCUUCUUGUGCGGACUUGCGUGGCAAUCGACAGCCGGUGGCGUGGCUCCCAACCCGGGAUUUCCGUCCUGGAGUUGGGCCAAUCCCAGUGUGUGGAAUGUGACUUGGAUCCGCGAUGACCAGGAACACGAGCCAAUCUUGACCGAAGCUAUUUAUCAUGCGCACGGUGUGCACAUUGAGUUUGAUCUCAAUGGCAGUAAGGAGCUACAUGCAUUUGCUGAAUUUGCAAAAGCAUGCCGGAACCCGACGCCGCUCGCUCGGUUUGAUGGGACCCCAACAGCCUUGUGUUUCAAGUCUCGCAUUCUCUUUUCGCGCUUCACCUCGGAGUAUCUGGAUUACAGCUAUGAGUCGUUUAUUGGAGAUGCUUACACCGAAAUCGGUUAUGGAACGUUGCUGGCCGCGCACGACACGUUCAUGAUUCUCAACCGCGCUGCUUAA
Messenger RNA from Diaporthe citri, 1197 nucleotides. RefSeq lists its product as uncharacterized. The transcript is spliced from 3 exons. The coding region runs from base 1 to 1197 and encodes 398 amino acids. NCBI's taxonomy places the organism in Eukaryota, Fungi, Ascomycota, Sordariomycetes, Diaporthales, Diaporthaceae. The record is from RefSeq and is a predicted model, not a curated record.